Molecule: messenger RNA, 2103 nt
Organism: Lachancea meyersii CBS 8951
Lineage: Eukaryota; Fungi; Ascomycota; Saccharomycetes; Saccharomycetales; Saccharomycetaceae
Source: the annotation of a GenBank genome assembly
AUGCAAUCUGAGCUCGGGUAUCAAUUAGGUGAGAGCCUGCUAUUUGAGAACUCUGGAAGCUCAGGGCUGAGUUUUGUCGGGUCAAAUGGUCAAUUGGCCAACCUAAAGCGAAAGAAAAAGAACGGAUCGCAAGACAUUUCGUGGAAGAGCGAUGAGACAUAUGGCAUUGAUAUAAAUCGUCUACUUGAUCAAUGCAGCACUGGUAAAGACGAUAAAGCUGCUCCACAAGGCCAAAAGUCCAUAAAAAGUCUCACCCAUAAUCUGUGGACAGAGAAAUGGAAACCUCAGAGUUUUUUUGACCUGGUUGGCAACGAAAGGACAAACAGGCGCGUCUUGAAAUGGCUCAGACAGUGGUCACCGCUAGUUUUCGGUGAAACCUUGCCAAAACAAUCGACAGCUAAAUGGGGGGGCUCAAAAUCUGGAGUCCAGGACUCGCUGGAGAUAUUAGAUCCACUACAGAGACCUCGCAAGAAAAUUCUGCUUCUCACUGGACCGCCAGGAAUAGGGAAAACAUCGGUUGCACACGUCGUGGUGAAGCAGGCGGGCUACUCUGUCGUGGAAAUCAAUGCCAGCGAUGAGAGGGGAGGGCCCGGUGUCAAAGCACGAGUGCACAAUGCACUUUUCUCGAACACCCUGGAUGGCCAGCCGGUUUGCUUGGUAGCCGAUGAGAUUGAUGGUAGCAUGGAGUCAGGCUUCAUUAAAGUGCUCAUCGAUAUUAUCAACAGUGACUUUAAAGCUACACAAAGAGUUCUAAGCGGCGCUCCGACAAAAUCAAAAGGUAAACGUCAGCGAAGAAAAAAUCAGGGCCAGAUAAUGACACGGCCGAUCAUAGCCAUUUGUAACAAUGUCUAUGCAUCUGCCUUAGAAAAGCUACGGCCGCACUGCGAAAUCAUCAACUUCCAAAGACCAUCGGAAAACGCUAUAGUGGAGCGUUUACAUCACGUCUGCAGAAAAGAAAAGUUGUUGCUGGACAAGAAAAAACUCAAGGAGCUAACAGAGCUGUAUCAGGGUGACGUGAGAAGUUGCCUCAACAACAUGCAAUUUAUGGCCACAUUAGCCUCCGAAAACGGGUCAAACAGUCUUGAUGAACAAGCGAAAGACCUGACUGUGUCUUGGUACAAAAUCUGCAAUCAAAUUUUUCGGAAAGAUCCGCAUGUUGACGGUAAACAACAAUUUGGGAAGCUAUUGCGAGAUGUGGAAACCAAUUCAAACUAUCAAAAAAUAGUUCAUGGCUGCUUUUCCAUGUUUCCUUCUGUCAAGUACUCAGAUUAUGGCUUGAGAAAACCAGGCGCUGCUGCUGAUUGGUUAUAUUUCAACGAUCGCAUGUUUCAGUCUCUCUUUGAGCACAAUGGGGACUUAAUGCGCUACAAUUCUGCAGUACCUCUGGCUUUUUUCCAGCUCUUUAGCGACAUCGCUAAUAAGGAUGAGAUUAGAACACAGCAUAAUGAAUUCGAACAUAGAGAAGCGCUGCGAAAAAAUGAUGACCUCUUAAGUGCUAUGUUGCAACGAACACUUCCAAUCUCCCAAAUAUACAUGAAUAAGCGCGCAUUAACGCUGGAAGUUCUGCCGCUAUUGGAUCACAUCAUAGCAACUGAUUUUACGAAAGUGCGCAAUGGACUGGUGAAGAAUGCGAUAUUCGAAAAUAUAAUUCCUGCCGUCACAACGUUUGACCUUGCAUUUGGGGAACGAUCCGAUACGGACAUGCCUCGCGUUACCUGCAUAGAACCACCAUUUGACGCAGUUGUCUUGAUGGAUCAAAAACGAGCCAGAGAGAUCUUUACCAAAAGACCUUCUCUUUUGAAUAUACUAAACGCGAAGGUUCAAGAAAGUAAACUUCGCAAAAGAACUCUAGAGGCUGCAAGAGUCGAUAAAGAGAAUUUGGAGAGUGCGCGCAAAAGGCAGAAAACGUCAUCAUCUUCGACUAAACCUGCGGAGUUUUUCAAGUCUCAGUAUGCCAGCGUGCAGUCUGGGAACAGCCAAACUGUCGGUGCAUCCGACACUGGCGGUGUAGAACCCGCCAAGGUUAAAAUAUGGGUGAAACACAAAGAGGGUUUUUCGGACGCGGUUAGAAAAAAUGUUACUUGGAAAACACUUUGGGAGUAG